Molecule: messenger RNA, 5905 nt
Organism: Lepus europaeus (European hare)
Lineage: Eukaryota; Metazoa; Chordata; Mammalia; Lagomorpha; Leporidae
Gene: CHDH
Product: choline dehydrogenase
Exons: 8
Coding region: 380-2155 (591 amino acids)
Cellular component (GO): mitochondrial inner membrane
Molecular function (GO): choline dehydrogenase activity; flavin adenine dinucleotide binding
Source: RefSeq, a predicted model, not a curated record
CCGGCCGGCCCUUCGCAGGGUGGGGAAAGUGGCAGCGCCCUCGCCCACGGGGCUCGGAGGAAUGGGCCGGGUGCAAGGGGCCGGGAGCUCUGGGCAGGCGGCGCACGAGCGGCUGCGGCGCGCGGCGGCCCUUGCGCACAGGUGCGCUCGGUGAGCCAGGUGCGCCGAGCGUACUCAAGCCCCGGGGUCUCGCUUCCCGCCCUGCCCGAGGCCCUUCCGGACGCGGGGAGCGCGCGGGGCUCCGGGCAGUCAGUUACAGCGCAACGGAGCGCGAGCAGCCGCCGGCGGCACCGGCUGUCCCGGCACUUGGGCCGGGCUGCAGAGGGACCCGUGGUUCAUUCGUCUGCUCUCUGAGGACCGGAGGACUUGGGCUGGCAGCAUGCGGUGGGUGCUUCGAAGCUGGAGGCUGGUGCGCCCGGGCCUGGUGCCGGGGACCCUAGGGCGGCCCCAGGGCAGCCGUGCUAUGGGCAGCGCGGGCGCCGGCACCGAGUUCAGCUACGUGGUGGUGGGCGCAGGCUCGGCGGGCUGCGUGCUGGCGGCGCGGCUCACCGAGGACCCCGCCGAGCGUGUGCUGCUGCUGGAGGCCGGACCCAGGGACGUGUGGGCGGGCAGCAAGCGGCUGUCAUGGAAGAUCCACAUGCCCGCGGCGCUCGUGGCCAACCUGUGCGACGACAGGUAUAACUGGUGCUACCACACGGAGCCGCAGCCGGGCCUGGACGGCCGCGUGCUGUACUGGCCGCGCGGCCGCGUGUGGGGCGGCUCCUCGUCCCUCAACGCCAUGGUCUACGUGCGCGGGCACGCCGACGACUACGACCGCUGGCAGCGCCAGGGCGCGCAGGGCUGGGACUACGCGCACUGCCUGCCCUACUUCCGCAAGGCGCAGGCGCACGAGCUGGGCGCAGGCACGUACCGGGGCGGCGAUGGCCCUCUGCGGGUGUCGCGAGGCAAGACCAACCACCCGCUGCACCAGGCCUUCCUGGAGGCGGCGCAGCAGGCCGGCUACCCCUUCACGGAGGAUAUGAACGGCUUCCAGCAGGAAGGCUUCGGCUGGAUGGACAUGACCAUCCACGAAGGCAAGCGCUGGAGCACGGCCUGUGCCUACCUGCACCCAGCGCUGAGCCGCCCCAACCUGCAGGCCGAGGCGCGAACGCUCGUGAGGAGGGUGCUGUUUGAAGGGACCCGAGCAGUGGGCGUGGAAUACGUCAAGAACGGCCAGAGCCACGUGGCCCGUGCCAGCAAGGAGGUAAUUCUGAGUGGAGGCGCCAUCAACUCCCCGCAGCUGCUCAUGCUCUCAGGUGUCGGGCCCGCCGAUGACCUCCAGAAGCUGGGCAUCCCCGUGGUGUGCCACCUGCCUGGGGUCGGCCAGAACCUGCAGGACCACCUGGAGGUCUACGUGCAGCAGGCGUGCACCCGCCCCAUCACCCUGCACUCCGCCCAGAAGCCCCUGCGCAAGAUCUGCAUCGGUCUGCAGUGGCUCUGGAAAUUCACAGGGGACGGAGCCACUGCCCAUCUGGAAACUGGUGGGUUCAUCCGCAGCCAGCCUGGGGUCCCCCACCCCGACAUCCAGUUCCACUUCCUGCCAUCCCAAGUGAUUGACCACGGCCGGGUCCCUACACAGCAGGAGGCCUACCAGGUACACGUGGGGACCAUGCGGGGCACGAGCGUGGGCUGGCUCAGACUGAAGAGCACCAACCCCCAGGACCACCCCGUGAUCCAGCCCAACUACCUGUCCACAGAGGCCGAUAUCAAGGACUUUCGCCUGUGCGUGAAGCUGACCAGAGAGAUUUUUGCCCAGGACGCCCUAGCUCCCUUCCGGGGGAAGGAGCUGCAGCCGGGAAGCCACGUUCAGUCGGAUGGAGAGAUCGACGCCUUCGUGCGGGCCAAGGCUGACAGCGCCUACCACCCAUCGUGCACCUGUAAGAUGGGCCAGCCCUCCGACCCCACCGCCGUGGUCGACCCACAGACCAGGGUCCUCGGCGUGGACAACCUCAGAGUCGUCGACGCCUCCAUCAUGCCCAGCGUGGUCAGCGGCAACCUGAACGCCCCGACGAUCAUGAUUGCCGAGAAGGCAGCCGACAUCAUCAAGGGGCGGCCUGCCCUCUGGGACAAGGAUGUCCCCGUGUAUAGACCCAAGACCCUGGCCACCCAGCGUUAAGCCCCUGCCUGGGGUGACCAGAGCCGCCCAGAGUAGCCGGCACGGUCCUGGCUCCAAGUGCUCUUUUCUGACACUGGGACCCGGAGGCCUCAGCUCCGUGGCUGCAGACUGGAUGAUGUUUAGGAAUGAGAUCAGGACUGGUGGGUGAGUUGAGCUCCCUUGCCCCAGCCCCUGCCUGGGAGAAGGGCGGGACUGUCCCCUGAAGGGCCAGCACAGGAGGAGGGUUAGCUCCGCCCCAUUCUUGUCCCGUGGCCACGCGGCUUUCACCUAUCCAGGGCCCUCCAGCCUUGAGCCCAGUGGUUCGUUCGAAGCCUUCCUGUUGAGGGCAGGUGCUAUGUGCCUUGGCGCUGCACCUGCACCCUCCGUCUCUGGCUGCAACCUUUGGCUGAGGCCAAGUCUCACAGCCAUCUGCUGGGCCUGGGCUGGCACCCGGGUCCCCUGCAGGGAGAAAAGCAGGCUUUUCCUUCGCCACUUGAGCUGUCACUCUGAGCAAGGCGGAUCACUGAGGGGCCUGCUUCUCUGGUGCUCCCCCUCCAAAUAAGCAGGAUGCGUCCUGCUGAGGGAUCCAGGCGCCGUCUCCUGGGACAGGAGUGUGGCAGGGAUGCCACAGUGGCUGCACUGGCGGUGGGCUCGAGAGUUAGCACUUCACUGGCUUUUCCUGUGAUCAGGAGACACACGCAGCAGGGCCCGCCUCGCGUACCUGGUCCCUGGCUCCUGCCGGAGCGGCCAGCCCAAGAGGGGCUGCUCCUCCCUCAGCCCUGGGGAGCAGCCGGCAGCAGACAGGGUUAGCGCUCGUCCUAUAGACGUCUUCGCUGGGAAGAGACCAGGCUGGAGCGGAGCCGAUGGGGAAGGCCGUAGGGUCGGCCGUGGGGUCCCGUCCCGCACCGUGAUCCUAUCAAAACACAGCUGCAGGGUUGGUGAAGACUGGAGGUGGGGCGGCCGCAAGGGCAUCUUGUCCUCUGAUACAGGAAUGCAUGACUGAGUUCUGAACGGGAUGUCUUUUCCACACCGCUCUGCCGAGGGAAUAACAACUGAGUUCUGCUUGCUUCCCUCUGAAUCGCUGCCUGGGAGGCUGCGGUGCUGGGCCCCGAAUGAGGAGGCGCUUACAGGCCCUGGCAGCCCACAGCUGCAGCGUAGGUUUCUGAGAAAAACCGACCCGGCAAGGUAGUACGAAGGCAGCCAUCAAACCUCUCCUUCCUUGUAACAUCGGACGCGGUUCACGUUGAAUCUCCCGUGUCCUGCUUAUGGUCUGCUCCUGACUCUGCCCCGAGGCCGCUGUCUCCCAGGCAGGGCUUCCCAGCUGCCCCACAGCCGGCCUUUCCCCGGCCCUGGAGCAGCAGAGGGCUCAGGUGCCAGCUCCACCACUCCCUCUUGUCAGAGAGGGGAUGUGGAUUCAGGUGAGGGGGAGGUGCCAGGUGCGUGCAUGCUUGGGGAGGUGAUGCCCUAUGUGCACGUGGUGGCUGACAGCCCUGCAGUUGCACCACCCGUGUCCCCCGCACUCUCAGCCUCGGAGCCAGUGGCAGCUUUUGGCAGCAGCUGUGUUGCAAGCAAAGGGCGUGGGGCCGCAUGUGCUGCAGCCCCUCCCAUUCUGGGGUCCCCCAUCCAGAGAGAUUAUUUAGCUGCACCCCGAAGUGGGUCUCAGAAGAUGAGAGAGCAGGUGCCGCUGUGCCCAGGCACCACAGCACAGAGCAAGCAUGCUGCUCUCACAGGGGUAUGUCUCGUGAGCCCAGGCUAGCGCCGCUGGGCCGAAAGACAGACACGUGGACAUGGGUGUGCCCGCGGCACCCAACAGCAGCAGCCCCUGUGGGGGCAGGGCUGCCUCGCAGGAAGGCAGCUUGGGCAAGAACGCGCUUUGUGGCCAUAAGAGCACAGGAUGAAGUGGGGCCUGGGGCCCAGUGGCCGGCUCUGCCCCGCCCGGUGGGGAGAAGCCCCUCUGGAAGCCGCUGUGUGACCAGACACUGCGCAGCCCAGAGCCCUUCCGGGUCCUUCUCCACAGCCCAGCCCUGCCCUCAGCCCCAGCGUGGGAGUGAGCUGGCAUCACCACUGAGAAGCAGCACGGGGAAGUUCCAGCUCCUUCCCCUGCACCCCGUCCAGCAGCCCAGGCCCACGGCCUGCUGGAGCUAGAGCCGAGGGGAGAGCUUCUCCUGGGACCGCACCCUUUGCAUUGGGAAAGGCCGGUUUUUGUACCCAGAUCCCCGCCCAUCCUACCGCUGAGCAUCUUCCCGCAGAAGUGUGGUCGGCAAGGAUGCUGAAGACUCGCAGCAUCAGCAGUGCCAUGGGUGGGGCGCCGAGGACCGGGGCCCUGGGCUUGGCCGGGGGGGGGGGGGCAUCCUCCAGCGCCCCCUCCCCAGCCUCCUGCCUGGCUGAGCUGGAAGUGCCACGUGGCCUGGGGCCACGAGCGAGUGCAGGCGGUGCUUCCCGGAGCCCCUCGCUGUCCCUGGCUGAUCCACGGGCGCCGCUGGCAUCUUGUGAUCGAUGGUGAAAGGCCUAAGGUUCAAGACACUAAAUGCGCUGUUCCUGUGGGCGAGGGCGGGAACGACAGGCAUUCACUCUUAAAACUUGCCUCAAACAAAGCAUGUCUACAACUUCACAUUUUUUUCACAAAGAAAAAUUUAAUAGUCGGCGAGAGGUCGGAGUGGACCUAAAGCAGACAGACAUGAAGAAGUGGCGCAGCGCCGGAUAAAAACGCGGGCUUAUUAACCACUGGCUUCGGGAGCGCUCCCGGCCGGUCCUGGGGUGCAGACCGGCCCCGAGGCCACGCUGACCACCGGGUAGCCCUUUGGGAGAGGCCGCGCCCUGCAGCCCCGAGGAGCCUGGAGGGUAAGAAAAAGAUGCACCAGCUGGCAGGGCGGAGCCGAGCGGGGCUGCCCCCGGAGAGGACCCGCCCCUCGGGCGAGAACAGCCCCCAGUAUAACGAGAUUCAUCACACAGGUUCGUUCUGAAGAACAUUUUGCAUUUUAAUUAAAAAAAAAAGAUUUAUGUCAGGAAAUAGUCAUUUACAAACCUUGACGUGUUUUUGCCUGGAUCUGGAGGAAGAAUGUCUUUAAGAAGAGGUUUGUAAGGUUUCUGUAACAAAGUGCUGUUAUUUACAAAAAACAAACCAAAAAAACCCACCACCAACAAAAAGUUCCGUUGUCUGCGUCCUAUUUAAAAAUUUGGAACCAAGAACCUGCGGUAGCAGGGGCGUGCCUGCCGCGGUGACCCGGGCAGGAGGCGGCCUUUCGUCUGGACGGAGCAGCGCGGGAGCCCUGGCCCAGUUGCACUUCAAAGCCCUCGGAGAGCACGCUCGGCCCAGCAGCCUUGGGGUCCGCACAGACCCCGUGGCCGCCCCAACCCCGCUUGCCUGCGCGGUUCCUCCCACACUAGAGGUGCACCGCAUCGUAUCGGGGCAGACUGGAGCGCAACGCAGUGGGCCACAGGGGCCUCUGCCCAAAGGACAGGUGGCGAGUCAGCAGCUGGUGAGAGUCUCGUGUCCAGACCGGUUUACAGUGACGCAAAAUAGCUUAGAAAAAUUUCUGUGGCGUCAGGUUCCCUUGAACUCAGAAUUUUAUAUCCAAGGAAUUUUCACCGAACAGAUGGGAGUUGGCUCUUACUUCUUCGACUUCCGUGUAGCCCAAGUAAAAACACCAGUCAUUUCCUAGGUGUCGGUGGGGAACAGCAGUCGUUAGGACCCAUGGGUAUUGCUGCAGAUCAAAUACGGUACAAUAAUUACAAAAUAUAGACCAUCUCUUUACAAAUACAAAGUCGAGU